CGGCGAUCGAGUUAGCGGAGAUCGACUGCUUUCACCUGCUUCCGGGCACUAGUCGCGGGAAUUUGGAAACGAAUGGAUCGUCGCGCCAUCGAUUGCCGCCUGUCGUGAAACAACUUCCGUGGAGUCGCCGUAUGUGACUCGAUAACUGUCGGCGUUCGCUGACAGCCAAACGUUGUUCGACGAGCUUCACUUGUAAUGUAACGCCGGGCGUUUUACGACGCGAACGGUGAGCAGAAUGCAGAGCGCUCCAUUUGGGGACGUCCUGCACUGUGAGGAGCAGCUCAGGUCCACACUCUACUGCGAUGACAAGGACAACCUUCGGAGGAAGUUGGCCCAGCUCCAGCGGGAGUAUCUCAAGACCGCCCAGAAACUGCAGCGCGCCGAGCAAAUGGAGGCAGUGCGGAAACACGUGAGCAAUGAGGUCGCCCCAAAGCAGGACCACCACAGCCGCCGCCAAGGCCCGCCAGGCCCAGAGGGGACGUCGAAGCCGACAGAUGGAGCAGACAAGAGCUCGUUUGGCACAGAAGACAAGGCCGUCCACAUAUCCGCAAACAUCAAAGACAACCUUGCAGGAACAAGCCCCGCCGAUUCCAGUUGUAGUGGCACGAUCGGGACCCCGCUCGCGUCCACGUUGGAACCGGAACCGAAUUGCAGCGACCCGGCGCGCCCUUCCAGAGCCAGUUCCACCCUGCGCCUGCGCUCGCGCCGCAGCCGCAUGCGCUGGCAGAGGGGCGCAGAUGAAAGCCAAAGUUCGGGACCGGUGUCGCUCCGGGAUGAGAAACAAGACAGUCGCCAAAGGGAGAAUGAGCCCGUGGGACCGGCCGGAGGUCACCUUGCGCUUGAAGAAGAGAGUCCGGAUCAUUCGACGAGUCUUUGCAGCGUAGAAACGACAGGAGCAGGAGAGGGCACGAGUCUUUUGGAGCCCCGCACGCCGGCGGAGGGGCCGCUUUACCCCGCCGAGUACUACGUCCGGACCACCAGGCGCAUGGCCCUCUCGCAGGGCCAGCCGGACCCGCGGGCCGUCAUCAUCCGCGACCGGCCCAGCUCGGGGCCACCUCGCCGGAAGAAAAGCAGCCCGCUCGGGGACCGCCGCUGCCCUGGGGCCCUUUCGCCCCCUCGCGUCUCUCGUCCGGCGAGGGGGCGGAAGAGUCGGAGGCGGGGAGGUGGGGGCGACCUCGGGGUCUCCCCGGCUCUCCGUCAGGCGCUUUCUCCAAAUUCCCAGCCGCCUCGCCAGCCGCCACAGGCCACGCCCCCUGACGCGCAGCCUUUGUCCGGAGCGCCGGACCUCUUUCCCAUCUUUCGCAAGAUGAUCAAGUCCACCCCGGGGGCCCCAAGUCCCGAGAGCUGGCGUUCCCUCCUCCUCCCCUCCCCCAAACUCAGCCCGACCCCGCCGCUCGGUCCCCGCAUGCGGCUGGCGGGCCGCCUGUCGCACUUUGACCUCCAUCGGGAUUUCCACUUGCCCGACGAGCAAUUCGCCGCCCUGAAGCUCAGCAAACUCCGCCAAGUGGCCGCCGAAUCUCGGAUGGAAGUUUUCCCGUCGCCGCGCCGCAACACGGGCGGGGUGCGACGGCGCUCCGGAACGCCGGCCGAAAGCCUCGGCCUCACGCCCGCGGUUGAAAAAUGGUCCGGCCCAUCGGAAGACAACGACCCCCGAAACGUCGACACGCGACUCGACCCAAAAUUACCUUUGGACCCGAACAACUUGUGUCCGAGUCUGGUGGAAGAAGAACCGAAAGGUUUGGACCAGCAACGGGAACCGCUUCCCGGCUGUGAUCGCCCCCUGGAGGCGGUCCAGGAGGACGACGGGCUUCAAGACGUUUUUCCCGAAGCCAUCAAAAACGGACUCGGUGCGCAAUCGCCUCCGCCGCGGAGCCCCGCGGUCGCCUCCAGCCCGGCGCCGCCCUCGCCGGGCCUCGCCACGUCGCCCGCCGACGAUGCCGCCCCCUCGCUCAGCCUUCCACCCCCGCCGAGCGCGUCCCCCCGACCGUCGGACCCCUCCGACGGCCAAACGCCGCCUGCUGCGGAGCAGCGCGCAAGCUGCACGCUCCAGGCCCCUGCGGGAAGCGCUCUGGUGGACGCGUGCUGCCUGCGGGACUCGGACGGCCGCCUGUGCGUCGCGGCGGCGGCAGAGUGGGCGGUGUCUUUGUGGAGUCGACCGUCGCCAUCGGGCGCUUGGACGCGACGACACACGUGGCACUUCGCGGAGCCGUUGACAAAGGUGUUCCCCGUCCCGGACGGCGCCGGCCUGGUGUGCGCGACCUUGGGUCGGCCGGAGAUCCAAAAAGUGAGGGUGCUGUCGUGCCGCGGCGGGCGUCCCGUGCCGCUCCUGGACGGCGACGUGCGGGCGGCCGUGGGUGUGGCCCAGGCCCGGCUGGUCACCUGCUCCCGUUCCUCGAUUGGCUGCACGCUGCGGGCCUUCACGCUGGCCCACGAUGGCAGCGCUACCCACCGUCUCCAUCUCGCCUCCCCCGGUGUUUGCGUUCGGGCGCUGGCCCCGGUGGACGUUCUCCCCGACGCUCUGAUCGGCAGCGACGAGAGAGGCCGACUCUUUGUGUGGAAUUUGAAGAGUGGACACUUGCUGCGGAAAAUCGAGCUGGGUGACGGCUUAUCACACACGUCCUGUUUACGAGGAUUCUCCUGCCGUGGUGUGCUGUUGGUCCUCAUGCGGCAUCUGUUUCUGGGCCGCCUGCAGACGAAACAAAACGUCGCCGAGCGUGAAGUGUUCUGCGAACAGAAAGAAGAGGAGAAGCCGGCACUCUUCUCCUUGGUUGCGGUGAACCCUCUCAGCGGCAAAAGCGUCCUGGCGGCCCAGUUGGAGCCGCCGGCAUCCUGGUUGGGAAGGCUGUGUGAGGCAGAUGCCAGCGACGUGGCGGCAGUGGGCGUGAAUCAUAGCGGCUGCGUGUGCGUGUGGCAGCUGAAGCGGCGGCGUGGCGGCAUCAUGGUGGCGGCGGCCCCCGACGGCAUGGGCUGGCAACUGGCCCGCUGGGCGGAGGACGGCGCCACGCUGGUGACGGGCCACCGUGACGGCAACGUCACCUUGCACUUUGACCUCGCCGUCCCGGACCAUUUUAUGUGAUUUUUAGUCACAGCCGCUUGUUUUAGAGCGCCAAUCCGACACUUCAACUUAAAAGAGACUUUUAUGCAGACUACCGACUGGAAAAUUUUAUGACCGUGCCGUCGACUUCAGUGCUUCUGUUGGUUAAAAAAGACCACAAAAAAAUCAAAUAAAAUAUUUUUUGAACUUGCAUUAAACUCGUGAAUUGUGUUCAACCA
Molecule: messenger RNA, 3273 nt
Organism: Hippocampus zosterae (dwarf seahorse)
Lineage: Eukaryota; Metazoa; Chordata; Actinopteri; Syngnathiformes; Syngnathidae
Gene: palb2
Product: partner and localizer of BRCA2
Exons: 14
Coding region: 236-3076 (946 amino acids)
Biological process (GO): double-strand break repair via homologous recombination
Cellular component (GO): nucleoplasm
Molecular function (GO): DNA binding; protein binding
Source: RefSeq, a predicted model, not a curated record